Cornus florida is the source of this 999-nucleotide messenger RNA. RefSeq lists its product as uncharacterized. The coding region runs from base 1 to 999 and encodes 332 amino acids. Lineage: Eukaryota; Viridiplantae; Streptophyta; Magnoliopsida; Cornales; Cornaceae. The transcript has a single exon. The record is from RefSeq and is a predicted model, not a curated record.
AUGGAUAGAGAACAAGAAGAGAUGCAAUUUCUAGGGCUUUUUGGUGUGUUCAUAGAAGGCUACAAGAUAAUCAUCUCGUGCAGGAAGAUAUUCAGCCAAAUCACUCUAGCUUUGAUCCUCCCUCUAUCCUUCAUCUACCUAGCACAUAUUGAAGUAUCACACACACUCUUCUCAAAGAUCCUCCACACCGAAAACCAGCUCGACAACACCCGAGCCGGUACCACCAAAUACAACAAGCUCACCGACCACGUCUCCUCCGAAUGGACCACCUACUGGCUCUUCAAGUUUGCCUAUUUCACCUUCCUCCUCAUCUUCUCCCUCCUCUCCACCGCCGCGGUGGUGUACACCAUCGCCUGCGUGUACACGGCCCGCGAAUUCACCUUCAAAAAGGUCAUGAGUGUGGUCCCAAAGGUCUGGAAGAGACUCAUGGUCACUUUUUUGUGCACUUUCAUUGCCUUCUUUGGUUACAACAUAGUGGCUAUACUGGCCUUCGUCUUGUGGGCUGUCACAAUCUCGAACACAACAAUUGGUGUGGUGUUGUUCUUCGUUGGCCUAGCCUUGUAUGUGGUAGGGUUUGUGUAUUUGACCAUUGUUUGGCACCUGGCUAGCGUCGUGUCGGUGCUAGAGGACAUAUAUGGAUUCAAGGCCAUGGUGAAGAGCAAGGAGCUCAUAAAGGGAAAGAUGUGGGUGGCCAUAGCUGUCUUUUUCAUGUUGAAUUUCUUUCUUGUGGUCAUACAAAGACUGUUUGAAGUGUAUGUUGUGCAUGGAGAGUCACUAGGUAUGUUGCGUAGGACAGUGUUUGGCAUAAUUUGUUUGUUGUUGCUUUUCAAGUUGAUUCUCUUUGGGCUUGUCAUCCAAACUGUGCUCUACUUCGUCUGCAAAUCGUAUCACCAUGAAAGUAUCGACAAGUCCGCCCUGUCCGAUCAUCUGGAGGUUUAUCUGGGAGAGUAUGAACCAUUGAAGGCCAAGGAUGUUCAGCUAGAGCCAUUCCAUGUUUGA